Messenger RNA from Abrus precatorius (Indian licorice), 2867 nucleotides. RefSeq lists its product as uncharacterized. Lineage: Eukaryota; Viridiplantae; Streptophyta; Magnoliopsida; Fabales; Fabaceae. The transcript is spliced from 2 exons. Bases 460 to 2502 code for a protein of 680 amino acids. The record is from RefSeq and is a predicted model, not a curated record.
AACCCUAGAACCCAUCCAGUAUUAAAAUUGGUUAUAGCUUACUCUCACUUUGAGCACGCGCCUCUUCAUCCUUAUUACUCUCUCACUCUUUCUUCACCGUUUUGUGUCGGCCUCCUCUGUUCUCUCUCGCUUCCUGGAUUUCAAAACCCUAGACCCCCUUCUCUAACUUCUAAUCGAAUCGAAUCAAGAGACUAGGAUGAUUGCUUCCACAGUGCAUCUUGGAAGGAGUCGGAUCUUGUGUUAAUUUUCACUUACAAACUCAACCAUCAGUUUAAUCUUUCUAUAUCUUUAGAUGGAUCGACGUGAUACUUCAGGAUUUGUCAGCGGGGGUGCAUUAUACUCCUGUCAACACAUCUAGCCCUGACUGUGUAGAUAUACGUCUCCAUUUUACCGGGAGUCAAGCAGUCUGUUUUGUUGAAAUUCGUAAAUAGGAUUAGAUUUUGUUUCUGCUGUGGUUUCAUGGACGCAAAGUUCCAGCACUUGGGAUUUGCCACAAAUCAUUCUGCAAAUGCCUUCAAGAUUUUGGGCAAUUCUUCUAUGCAAGUUGAACGAAGUGGAGUUGAUUAUUAUGAUACAGAUACCAUCUUACGACUUGAUUCCCCUGGUGGUUCAAUUUUUUCCUGUGUGCCCUCUUCUAAUGGAACAAAAAGGAAGUGGGAUUUAAUUGAUGGAUGUAUGGGUCAGAGAAUUGACUCUUCUUUGUCACUUGGGCUGGGGCGUUCAACUAGUUCCUCUGACAGCAAGGGUAGUUCAGCUGCUGGUUGUACUGCUAUGUCUUCUGCCAAAGAUAUUGAUGAGGAAUCAUCUAUGGAUAUUGAGCUGGAUUUUGCUCUCCAUCUUGGCUGUGAGAAGGUACAGAGCCUGAAGAAACUUGUUAGUUCAAAUUUGAAGACAUUGGAGUCGCAGCCAAACUGUGAUUUGGAGUUGAGCCUUUCCACUGGGCCCUGUGAGUCAGAUAUCACUAGUGUUCAUCUAAAUCCAUCACCUCUUCAAUUGAAUAUGGAGAUGCCACUGGCAUUCAGUGGGACACAAAAUACAGAUGAGGGAUCAACAUCUUGUAGUUGGAAGCCAGGGGUUGUGUUGCCAUCUUCAAAGACAUCAUCAACAACAGACGCUAGUUUUCUUUUAAAUCAGGCUUCAAAGCAGUUUGAUCAUGGUCCCAUUGUUUUGGAUCUUGAGUCAACCAGACCAAAAAGUUCAGUUACUUGUACUUCCGGGUUAACACAGCAGCAGCCACCUCAUCGUCACAUCAAUUCUAAGACAUGUCAAGUUGAGGGAUGUGGAAAGGGUGCCAGAGGUGCUUCUGGACGAUGUAUAUCUCAUGGUGGGGGUAGGAGGUGUCAGAAACCAGGGUGCCACAAAGGAGCCGAGGGUCGUACUGUGUACUGCAAGGCCCAUGGAGGUGGUAGACGAUGUGAAUUCCUUGGCUGUACAAAGAGUGCAGAAGGACGUACAGAUUUCUGCAUUGCCCAUGGUGGUGGCCGGAGAUGUUGUCAUGAAGGUUGUACCCGGGCUGCCAGAGGGAAAUCUGGAUUGUGUAUACGGCACGGUGGUGGCAAGAGGUGCCAGAGAGAAAAUUGCACUAAGAGUGCUGAAGGUCUGUCAGGUCUUUGCAUCUCACAUGGUGGAGGGCGUCGAUGCCAAGCUCCUGGCUGUACCAAGGGUGCACAGGGGAGCACAAUGUUUUGCAAAGCACAUGGUGGCGGAAAAAGAUGUACUGCAUCAGGUUGCACAAAAGGUGCUGAGGGUAGCACCCCCUUUUGCAAAGGCCAUGGUGGAGGAAAACGCUGUACCUACCAAGGUGGUGGAGUUUGCACUAAAAGUGUGCAUGGAGGUACCAACUUCUGUGUGGCACAUGGGGGUGGAAAGAGGUGUGCUGUACCAGGCUGCACUAAAAGUGCUAGAGGAAGGACUGAUCAUUGUGUUCGCCAUGGUGGAGGCAAGAGAUGCAAGUUUGAAGGGUGUGGAAAGAGUGCACAAGGCAGCACUGAUUUUUGCAAGGCACAUGGGGGAGGCAAAAGAUGCUCUUGGGGCCACCCUGGGUCAGAAUAUAGCACCCAACAGGAUGGUCCUUGCAAUUCAUUUGCAAAGGGGAAAACAGGGCUGUGUUCACUUCAUAGUGGACUAGUGCAUGAUAAGAGGGUUCAUGGAGGUGUUUCAUUGGGAUCUGUUAUUCAGGAUCCACAUUCUAGUAAAACAGAUGAACUUAAGCUAGUACUUGAAAGCAAAAACAUGGAUGUGGAUAUAAUGAAAAUAGGUAGUGCUGCUCUUAGAACCUGUUCUGACUUUAAACUAUAUGAAGUUGCAAGUGCUCAUGUUUCAGCUAAGGAAGGUGGCCACUUGCCAAUGUCAGUUGCUGUUCCUGAAGGCAGGGUGCAUGGUGGAAGUCUGAUGGCCAUGCUGACGGGUGGUUCUGGCCGGGGCUCAAGCAAUGGGAGAGGUCUAGUUAGUGAUCCAUCUAAACCAAUUGAAGGUUACACUAUGCCCCAGAAUUGGAUUUAAUGCUAGUUAUCUCUUUUUUGUUGUCAUGAUCUCCGUAGUUAACAAAUUUUAUCAGCAUGUCACAUUGUUACUCCCUUCCAUGUAAGAUUAUUGACGAUUAGUUAGUGUCAUCCGUACAAAUUGAGAGAAUAACCAAUCGAUUGGUAAUCUCAUGGAUGGGACAUAUAUAUCAAUGUAGGAUAUUGUACUUUGAUUAGGUGGUUGGUCAUGUUCUUUUUUCCAUUCCUCCCCUCCCCUUGUAAAUAUUACAUCUGAUGAAACGAUUAGCAGGUUGUGAAUACAGUUUGCUACCCGUAAGGUCUGUCAGUGUGCUAUGUAUUCUAUUUAAUAAUAAAACUUCGCUGACAUCGUAUUUUUAUGAGUGC